Messenger RNA from Talpa occidentalis (Iberian mole), 2220 nucleotides. It is a transcript of the gene UGP2, whose product is annotated as UDP-glucose pyrophosphorylase 2. Gene Ontology annotation, cellular component: cytoplasm. The record is from RefSeq and is a predicted model, not a curated record. Gene Ontology annotation, biological process: glycogen metabolic process; UDP-alpha-D-glucose metabolic process. The transcript is spliced from 10 exons. Gene Ontology annotation, molecular function: UTP:glucose-1-phosphate uridylyltransferase activity. NCBI's taxonomy places the organism in Eukaryota, Metazoa, Chordata, Mammalia, Eulipotyphla, Talpidae. Bases 374 to 1900 code for a protein of 508 amino acids.
GAGGAGGGCGGCGGUGAAAUAGCCGCUGUAGAUCCGCCUCUUUCAUUGAUGAAAUUUAAGUUCGUGUGGUUUUUACCUUUUCCGGGAGUCUUCUGCUGGCCCUUACUGUGUUGAGCGCAGUGUAGGCAGGAGUUCAAGCAGAUCUACUUGCACCAAGUUUCUGUCUUUAGGAAGUGGGGGUGCUUUUCCAGGGUGGGUUUUUUUUUUUUCCCCCUUCAAGGGAGCUUUAAUCGCUUUGAAUAAAUACUCCCUUAAGUGGCCAAAGAUAGGAGAAAGAACACUUCGAUUGUUAAAGAAGGGGAGGAAGAGAGACCUGCCCUAUAGAGUGACUCCCCUACACAUUAAAAAUAGAGUACUUUAAUAAAGCCCUAAAAUGUCAAGAUUUGUUCAAGAUCUCAGCAAAGCAAUGUCUCAAGAUGGCGCUUCUCAGUUCCAAGAAGUCAUCCGACAAGAGUUAGAAUUCUCUGUGAAGAAGGAACUAGAAAAAAUACUCACCACAGCACCAUCACAUGAGUUUGAGCACACUAAAAAAGACCUUGAUGGAUUUCGGAAGCUAUUUCAUAGAUUUUUGCAAGAAAAGGGACCUUCUGUGGAUUGGGGAAAAAUCCAGAGACCUCCAGAAGAUUCGAUUCAGCCCUAUGAAAAGAUAAAGGCCAGGGGCCUACCUGAUAAUAUAUCUUCUGUAUUGAACAAGCUGGUAGUGGUGAAACUCAAUGGUGGUUUGGGAACCAGCAUGGGCUGCAAAGGUCCCAAAAGUCUGAUUGGUGUGAGGAAUGAGAAUACCUUUUUGGAUCUGACUGUUCAGCAAAUUGAACAUUUGAACAAAACCUAUAAUACAGAUGUUCCUCUUGUUCUAAUGAACUCUUUCAAUACGGAUGAAGAUACAAAGAAAAUACUACAAAAGUACAAUCAUUGUCGUGUGAAAAUCUACACUUUUAAUCAAAGCAGGUACCCAAGGAUUAAUAAAGAAUCUUUACUGCCAGUAGCAAAGGAUGUAUCUUACUCAGGGGAGAAUACAGAAGCUUGGUACCCCCCAGGUCAUGGUGAUAUUUAUGCCAGUUUCUACAAUUCUGGUUUGCUUGACACAUUUAUAGGAGAAGGCAAAGAGUAUAUUUUUGUGUCUAACAUCGAUAAUCUGGGUGCCACCGUGGAUCUUUAUAUUCUUAAUCAUCUAAUGAACCCACCCAAUGGAAAACGCUGUGAAUUUGUCAUGGAAGUCACAAAUAAAACACGUGCAGAUGUAAAGGGUGGGACACUCACUCAGUAUGAAGGCAAACUGAGAUUGGUGGAAAUUGCUCAAGUGCCAAAAGCACAUGUGGAUGAGUUCAAGUCUGUAUCAAAAUUCAAAAUAUUCAACACAAACAAUCUAUGGAUCUCUCUUGCAGCAGUUAAAAGACUGCAGGAGCAGAAUGCUAUCGACAUGGAAAUCAUUGUUAAUCCAAAGACUUUGGAUGGAGGCCUGAAUGUCAUUCAGUUAGAAACUGCUGUUGGAGCCGCCAUUAAAAGUUUUGAGAACUCUCUAGGUAUUAAUGUUCCUAGGAGCCGUUUUCUGCCUGUCAAAACCACAUCAGAUCUUUUACUUGUGAUGUCAAACCUCUACAGCCUUAAUGCAGGAUCUCUGACAAUGAGUGAAAAACGGGAAUUUCCUACAGUGCCCUUAGUUAAAUUAGGAAGUUCUUUUACAAAGGUUCAGGAUUAUCUAAGGAGAUUUGAAAGUAUACCAGAUAUGCUUGAAUUGGAUCACCUCACAGUUUCAGGAGAUGUCACAUUUGGCAAAAAUGUUUCUUUAAAGGGAACAGUUAUCAUCAUCGCAAACCAUGGUGAUAGAAUUGACAUCCCACCUGGAGCAGUAUUAGAGAACAAGAUUGUAUCUGGGAAUCUUCGUAUAUUGGACCACUGAAAUGAAAAAUACUGUGUGCACUUUAUACUAAUUUGGGGCUAGUUUCUUACAAUGAAAUGUUCUAAAAUAGGCAGGUACUUUACUAUGUUACUGUACCCUGCAGUGUUAAUUUUUAAAAUUUUCUGCAGUAUGCUUUUAGUUUAAGAAAAGCACAGAUGGAAGCAAUAUUUUUCUUCUUUGAAGAGGAUCCUAAAAGUUCAUCUUAAAGUGCAAUAUCGUUGAAUCUUAAAACUGGGGCAACUCUGCUGGAAGAUCUAACAGAGGCCUCGAUGAUGGUCACUUUGAAUUGCUCAUGUUUUCAAAAAUAAAGCUGUGAAGCA